Brugia malayi is the source of this 2661-nucleotide messenger RNA. RefSeq names its product regulator of G-protein signaling rgs-7, putative (gene Bma-rgs-7). The transcript has 19 exons. The coding region runs from base 1 to 2661 and encodes 886 amino acids. The record is from RefSeq and is a predicted model, not a curated record. Lineage: Eukaryota; Metazoa; Nematoda; Chromadorea; Rhabditida; Onchocercidae.
AUGAAUGAUCCAUAUGGUGUUUUUAUCAAUUCACGAUCAUCUACUUCAUUGAAUCGUUACAAUGAACGAAAACGUGGUCGAAAUGAACGAAAACGUGAUGAAUUACUGAUGAAUUUAAGUUCAGAAAGUGAUGAUGAGUUUUAUGAUUAUCCUAAAGAUACGGCGAUGGAAAGUGUUUCUGAUCUUACCUCCGAUAGUGACUUUUGUCAACCAAUACCGGUUGUUCGAGGCGCUAACCGCAAUUGGAUAAAUAAGCCUACAAUGAGAACACGAAGAAGCCAAGUACCUUGUGGAAUUGGAGCUCGCGCACGAACACGUUAUGGGUCACUGCCAAUGAUAACACCGAUUGAUCAUUCAUCGUCCUAUGAAACUGAAACAACAAAUGAGGAUGAUGAUUCUGAAUUUAGCGACCGAAGGCAUCGUUCUCCUCCUCCCUCAUUACUUCGAGGUUUAAGCAUGAUUGAGGAACUAUCACCAAUCAAUGAUGCAUCUGAUGAAAUCCCGAAAGUACCCUCAUUGCAACUGACUAGGAAUUGGCAUCCAUUAGCUACGUCAACAGCAACUUCUAUUGGUUUACCAAAAACAAAUCCUCAUCAUUUGAAGACUAUAUCAACAUCAACUCCUGCAACAUCAGUGUCACCAAGUAGACGUUGUCGGAAUUCUGUUCUCAGCGCGUUUAAUAAUAUAAUGUAUGAUACAUUGGAGAGACCUGCAAGUUUUUUUGAAGAGCAAACUCCUCGAAAGGAUUGGAGUCGACCACAGUCAGAAGUUCUUUCUAAUGGUUGCUUGUCGAGUAUAAAUUGGAAAUCAGAUCAUUUUGGACUACCAACGCCGUUUGCUCGUAGAAUUGGUUGCAAAGGUAAACUGGAAUUGACGAUGUCAAUUUCUGGAUGUUAUUUAACUGUUAGUGUUGUACGAGCAGUAUAUUUUCUGGAUCCUGCAAUUUCGCAAGCCUCUUCAUAUGUUCGGAUUGAAAUAAGACCCAAUCCGGUAUACAAUAAACGGAUACGAUCAAGUUCGGAGGAUCGUUUUAGUCAUAAUGCUCAAGAAAAAAGCUUUCGUACUCGUCUUGUACUUCUCAGCAAUCGUCCUCAAUUUCAUGAGAAUUUUACAUUUCAGUUACGGCGAAAUCAUUAUCGUCAUCAUGAUUUAUUAAGCGUUAGUGUAUGGAUUACCAAUGCGGGAAAUUCAGUGCGGAAACAAAUGCUCGGUUGUAUGGCCUUUCCAAUACGACGACUGAUUCGAAAAGCUAAUUUAAUGACUGAAUGUGGAUUCGAUGAAAAUUUGCAAACAUAUGAACGAACUGUGAUUAAUGAUGGUGAUUUUUUCCUGCUUCGACCUGAACUUGGUGAACGACAAAAUUUUCCUGAAAAUAAGAUAAAUGUGAAGAAGUAUUAUGACGAUAUUGGCGUAAGUAGUAGCAGUUCAGUUGCUUCACAUUCACCACGUAAAAUAAUGCGUAAUUCGGAUUGGAAUAGUCGUAAUUCACAAACACGUCGUCAUCAUCAUCAUCAUCAUCAUCAUCACAAUCAAACAACAUCUUUAUCGCCAUCAUCAAAUGGUCAUGCGACUUCAUUAUUAUCAACUAAACAUCAGUGCAGCAAACCGGGCUGGGCAUAUGAUGUUGAACCAUGUGGCACGAGGUGUUCGAGAAGUGAUGAAGAUGCUGGUAUCACUAAUUUGCAUAUGAAGGGCAAAACAUCACUUGCAGCAACCAAAAUACCAAUUAGUAUUCGACGGAAUGACUUAGAUUAUACAGCUGGAAGUUCAAGUAUUACAUCCAGUACAACAAUUAGUGAAAAUUUACAUCAAAAACUAAUUGGUGUACCGUUCAUCACUACUACAAGUGAUUUAACAUCAGAUGGAUCCAGUGUCGCAGAUUUGAAGCAAUCUAUUAACGCUUCUACAAAUUUUCAGUAUCUAUGCGCAAAUGAGACAGAAAAAACUUCCGAGGAUUCUAUAAAUUCUGUAAGGCGGACAGCAUCAUUCACCUUUAGUCCCAAAGGAUGUUUAGAUAAAGUAAAUCAACGAUUACAAGUGCAUGAUAUCGAACCGAAGAGAAGAUUUAGUAGAUUUGCAAAAACGUUGGAUUUCAUUAAGAGUAAAAUGGACUCAUGUAGUACAUCAACAUUGUAUCCAUCCAAGGAAGAAAUCAUGCAAUGGCAGGAGUCAUUCGAACGUUUACUAAAUCAUAAAUAUGGUUGUCUGUUGUUUCGGACAUUUUUAAAAGGAGAAUUCAGCGAUGAAAAUGUUGAUUUUUGGAUUGAAUGUGAAGAAUUUCGAAAGAUGAAAGAAGGAAAGAAGUCAACAAUUCAAAAAGCGCAUUCUAUAUACAAUAAAUAUAUUGCUGAACAAUCACCAAAAGAGGUUAAUUUAGACAGUGAUACACGUGCAGCAACAAAAGCAGCUCUGGAAAAUGGUGCUAAACCAAAUAUGUUUUCGUUAGCGCAAACCAGAAUUGAGCAGUUAAUGGCAAAAGAUAGUUAUAGGCGAUUUUUGAAAUCAAAAUUAUUCCUGGAUCUAUUAACAAAUGAUUCAAGUACUUCAAAUACCAAUAAAACGUUGCAGAAAGAAAAUGAACAUGAACGUCAAUCAAGGUUACCAGAAACCUCGAAAACGACCAAUUCUGCCUAUACUGCAGGAAAUUCGAGAAACUCUUAA